CUCAGCCUCGUCCAUGACAAUUAUUUUGCACCACAAUUGCCAACAGCGUUAUCCUGUUUUUCUUUAUACCCGCCACAAGUUAGGAAGGAAUACUCAUAUAUAGUAUCUUCAAUUUUCACCGAGUUCAAUAUAACCUUUGUCAACACCGAGUUCAAUCAUAGACGGUUGAUACGGUCUAGAGGGGAAGAAGCUGUUAAGGGUCUGCCUGAUUUCCGGUUCGAAGCCAUACCCGAUGGGCUACCACCUUCCAAUUCCGAUUCGACUCAGUACGUUCCAGCAAUAUGCGAUUCCACACGAAAAAAUUGUUUGGCUCCAUUCUUGGAGCUACUAUCUAAGCUUAAUUCCUCACCCCAACUGCCCCCUGUUACUUGCAUAGUUUGUGAUGGAAUCAUGAACUGUGGUACCAAGGCAGCUCAACUCAUUGGGGUGCCUUAUGUUCAACUCUGGACUUCUUCAACCGUUAGCUUUCUGGGAUUUCUGCACUACAAAGAACUAGCUCAAAGAGGCAUUAUUCCAUUCAAAGAUGAAGGCUUUGUUAGCGAUGGGACACUUGAGAUGCCCAUUGAUUGGAUCCCUGGUAUGCCUAACAUGCGCCUCAAGGACCUUCCAAGCUUUAUAAGAACCACCGAUCCCGACGACAUCAUGUGGAAUUAUGCCAUGGAAGUAUCACAAGAAUGCUUAAAAUCUUCUUCAAUAAUCUUUAACACAUUCGAUGAGUUCGAGAAAGAAGUGCUACAAGUAAUUGCUUCCAAGUCCCCUAAUAUUUAUGCAAUUGGUCCACUCACCUCCCUAACUAGGAACCUACUUGAAAUCCAACAUAACUCACUAAAUUCAAGCCUAUGGAAGGAUAAUACGAGUUGCAUCGAAUGGCUUAACACAAUGAAACCCAAGUCAGUGGUGUAUGUGAAUUAUGGGAGUGUAGCAGUGAUGUCGAACCAUCAUUUGGAAGAAUUUGCUUGGGGACUUGCAAAUAGUAAAUACCCAUUUUUAUGGGUAGUUAGGCCUGACGUUGUGAUGGGAGAAUCGGCUGUUUUUCCAAGAGAAUUCAUGGAGGCAAUAAAAGGAAGGGGCCUCAUAACAAGCUGGUGUCCCCAACAAGUUUUGUCCCACCCAACGGUUGGCAUUUUCUUGACACAUUGCGGAUGGAAUUCUCUGUUGGAAGCUGUAUCCGAAGGUGUGCCUUUAAUUUAUUGGCCUUUCUUUGGUGAUCAACAAAUGAAUUGUCGAUAUUCGUGCACCACAUGGGGCAAUGGAAUGGAAAUCAACCCUGACGUAAAGCGUAAGGAUGUGGAGGCUCUUGUUAAAGAGAUAAUGGAAGGAGAUAAUGGGCAAAGGAUAAGGCAAAAGGCAUUGGAAUGGAAGAGAAAAGCUAAAUCUGCCAUUAGUGUUGGAGGAUCUUCUGUUACCAACUUUGAUAGAAUGAUCAAGGAGGCCUUACGUCAAGGUUGAACAUUAAAAUCAGAAAAAUUGUUGUGUUGAAUGUUGUGUAUGUACUUUUUUUAAUUUUUAUAAUACACUAUUAAUAAAUUGGUUAAUAUUGUGUA
Gossypium raimondii (Peruvian cotton) is the source of this 1544-nucleotide messenger RNA. Its product is annotated as linamarin synthase 2-like. The transcript is spliced from 2 exons. The record is from RefSeq and is a predicted model, not a curated record. Gene Ontology annotation, molecular function: UDP-glycosyltransferase activity. NCBI's taxonomy places the organism in Eukaryota, Viridiplantae, Streptophyta, Magnoliopsida, Malvales, Malvaceae. The annotation marks the transcript as partial.